Odocoileus virginianus texanus is the source of this 7043-nucleotide messenger RNA. It is a transcript of the gene LRRC19, whose product is annotated as leucine rich repeat containing 19. The record is from RefSeq and is a predicted model, not a curated record. Gene Ontology annotation, cellular component: plasma membrane. Lineage: Eukaryota; Metazoa; Chordata; Mammalia; Artiodactyla; Cervidae. Gene Ontology annotation, biological process: positive regulation of non-canonical NF-kappaB signal transduction; interleukin-8 production. Gene Ontology annotation, molecular function: signaling receptor activity; protein binding.
AUAGCAAUAAAAUCUAGAAACUAGAAAGCUAAAAGUUAAGUGGAAACUGACUAGGAAACCAAAAUUUUCUGAAGCCAGCAGUGGGGAAAGCUGAGAAGCUACUUGUUUUAUGCUGCAGAACCCCUAGAUGGCUCAGAGAUUGGCAGCACCAGGAAUUCUGGAAGUAGAAAAGGAGAGGCUGAAACAGCUGAAAGUCUUUCUCCCAGACACUGCCCAGUCAGGUAAAGUCCCCCUACUACCUAAGCAGAAAAAUGAGGUUUUUUUUUUUAUGCUGGGGAGAACAAAACUAAUGGAAUCUGGGCAUAAGUGACUGCAGGGAUGUUAUGUCAAAAGCAGGGAAAAUAACAUUAAAUACUAAUUACUGAGCUAAACCCAACUUUUUCACCACUCAGUUCUCAGAACGCUGGCCACUUGGUGUCACCUUUUCAGGCAGUAUAUCAGAAAAGUCAUUUUGAGGAAUCUAAGCAGCCCAAAAGGAACAAUCUAAAGAUAAUGACGUUAGGGAUGCCCCAAGAAAACAGCCUAUUAAGGUCACUCUAUAGUAAGGUCUAAAGUUGGGUAAGAGCUGGGAAUUCUCUGGAGGUCAAGCAGUUAGGACUCUGCCCUUCUACACGAGGGGGCAUAGUGUUCAAUCCCUGGUCAGGGGGCCAAAGAACCAAAACACAAAACAGGAGCAAUACUGCAACAAAUCCAGUAAGACUUUAAAAAUGGUCCACAUCAAGAAAAUAUUUUUUUAAAAAAGAACCAUAUAAAUGCAGUUUCCAAUCAGUUUUUUCAUUUCCCAUUCUUAUAUGCAAGUCCUAAACCAAAUAUUAACAGAUAUGGGAAGUUUAAAAGAAAUCCUCUAAUAAAAAGGAUACUUAUCAAAAGAAACUGGAAAAACAUGACCUUAAGACACAAAGGCUUUUCAAGGGGAAAAAAACCAAGAGAUACAACAAGAAGAAACAAGAAAAUAUAUUCCUAUGACAGUAUAUUACAAAAGAAAUUUUCAGAGAAUUAAAAAGAGCUCUGAGAAUUAAGAAGAUAACAGGAAAAAGAAAACUUUAAUAGACGAGUUUGAAGAUAAAGUUCCAGACAGCAGAGCAAAAACACAGAGAUGAAAUGCAGAUGAAUAAACAUAAAAGAUUAGAAAAUCAUACAAGGAGAUCCAAUUCCUUUUAGAAUUAAAGGAGUUCUAGAAUGGGAAAUAAGAUUUUUUUAAAUGGGAAGAAAAUUAUCAAUAUCAUCAAUGAAAUAAUUCAGAAAGAUUCCCACUGUUUUCCGAUUGAAACCACCCACCAAGUACCUAUUUCAUAGACUUUCACAAAAUAGACUCUCACAAAGGAUCAUGAAAUUUCAGAAUAGCCAGAUUAAGGCUAUAUUGUACAGCACAGAGAAUACAGCCAAUGUUUUAAUAAUAACUAUCAGUGCAGUAUAACCUUUAAAAAUUCUGAACACUAUACAAUAUACCUCUAACUUCUAUAAUAUUGUUCAGCAACAUACUUCAGAAAAACAGCUUUGGGUUUAAGAAGUGGCAAGUUACGUAAAAGGAUAAAGAAUUAGAAUGGCACAGCAUCUCAUUUCUUAACAGUAAUACAGUCAUGGUUGGUUGAAUCCACAGAAGUAAAACCUGUGAAUACAAAAUCAGGCCCUUUGUAAUGUAUAUUCAUUACAUUACACCAUUUUAUAUAAGGAAUUUGAACAUCUACAGAUGUGGUAUCUGCGGGGGCUUCCAGAAACCAAUCCCCUGCAGAUACCAAGGGAUGACUGUACUAGAAAUCCAAAGACAACGGAGCAAUGCCAUCAACCAUUUGAGGGAAAAUCAUUUCCUACUUAGAAUUCUAAGAAUUCUAAGAAAUCCUACUUAAAAUUUCUAGCCAAAAUACCUUUCAAGGUCUAAAAAGUAUUUCCUCCUAUGGACCUUCUCAGGAAGCUACUGCAGGAAACUCCAUGGGAAAAAAGGCAGUAAUCCAAGACAAGGCAUUCUAGAAAACAGAAAUCCAGUAACAAGGGCAAAAGAGAAUCUCUACAAUGAAGAUAGGAGGAGAGUGGAGGUCAACAACUCCAUAGAGGGCCUAGUGAUCAGCUCAUCCAUAUCAGAGCAUGGCAGCAGGCUCUAGGAAAGACUUUUUCAAGCAAAUGAAAUAGAUUAAAAUAUCUAAUAUACAUAAACUAUUGAGAGAUUUGCUAAGAGUGUUUGUGUAUAAAUUAAAGGGGGUAAAAACCCUAAGCACAGGAAAAGAAAACAAACACAAUUAACUAAAGUAAAAAGUAUGCAGGAACAGAAUAAUAAUCCUGUUAACAGGGCUCAGUCUUUGACAGUUUUAUACAUUUCUGAAGUAUAAACUGAGUUAUAUAAACUGCAGCUGCUGCUGCUAAGUCGUUUCACAGUCAUCUAACCACAAUUAUAACUGACUAUGUUUGGAAAGUGAAGAGACACUAGAUAUAUAUUUGAUGCAUUGAAGAUAAGGGAAGUGAAGAGACAGUAGAUAUAUAUUUGAUGCACUGAAGAUGAAGGUAAUGAGUUAUUUGAAAGAAGCUGAGGACUCUCAUCUCCUAAAAUGUUAAGUCAAAGGAUAAUAUGAAUAGAUAAUGCCUAAAGUCGAAAAGUCAAGAAGUAGCAAUAUGAGUAUAUACUUAAAGAUAUAUUAAUAUAUACAUACAUAAGUAUAUAUACCCUUCUAGACUUUCUUUUGUGCAUAUAUAUUAAAAUUUUAAAAUGCACAACCACUUCAGUUGUUUUAAAGUUCCUCUCAAUAGAUCUAGGAACUAAAGAGAUAUCCUGAAAAUUACUGUCUUUCAUUCUCUCCAGGAGCAUUUCAGUUUCUAAGAUCAGAGUGCAGGGAAGGUGAAGGGAUCUUUACUUAUUUCCUAUUUUACAUAUUUUAAGAAAAAAUAGACUUAAAAGGAGUAAAAAGGAAAUCAAAAUGUCCUCAAAAGACUAAUGUUCUAGUCUCCUAACAAGAUGUAAAUACUCUUUUCUAUCAGGUUAGCAGUAUGAAAACCAUGAGCAUCACAAUCUUGUUCUGGCUGCUCUCCAUGCUAUUAUUAUCAGAAGAAAACCAGACUUCUAAAACAGAAGUCAAAUGUAAUUCUACUGCAAAGAAUUAUUCUUUGAUUCCAGCAAAUAUCAACAAAAAUGUUACUAUACUUGACCUCAGUUAUAAUCAAAUUACUCUAAAUAUCACAGACACAAGAGUUCUACAGACAUAUUUUUUACUCAAUGAGCUCUAUUUGAUUGAGAACAAAGUCAAUAUCCUACUCAAUAAUUGUUUCAGUAACCUGUCCAAUCUAGAAAUUUUAAAUAUUUGUAGAAAUUCCAUCCACACAAUUCAAGAGGGUGCCUUUACAGGAUUACAUAAACUGAAAAAGUUAAAUCUCUGCCAAAACAAAAUAGUUCAACUGAAUCCUGAUACAUUUUUGCCUCUUAAAAACCUGAUACUAUUGAAUUUGCAUGGCAAUUUGAUAAGCUAUUUUGAUGUACCACAACUGUUUCAUCUGGAAUUCAUAAUUUUGUAUGGAAAUCCAUGGAACUGCUCCUGUAGUCUACUGAACUUGCAAAACUGGUUGAAGACAUCAAAUGUGACACUAGAAAAUGAGAGCAUCACCAUGUGUAGUUAUCCAGAUAUCCUGAAGUGCUACAACAUCAAAACAGUGCCUUACAAGGCUGAAUGCUACUCAAAAUUUCCUUCAUCUAUAACUGAAGACCUUCACAUUCAUUUUCAGUCCAUUUACAAUUCAACAUUUAAUAACUCUUUGAACAACUUGACAAGAAAUUCAGAACAUGAAUCUCAUGGAAAAAGCUGGGCUUUUCUUGUCGGUGUUGUCAUCACUGUAGUGAUGACUUCACUACUCAUUUCAGUUGCUAUCAAAUGUCCAGUAUGGUAUAAUAUUCUGCUUAGUUACAAUCAUCAUCGUCUGGAAGAGCAUGAAGCAGAAACCUAUGAAGAUGGUUUUACUGGAAAUCCAAGCUCUCCUUCACAGAUACCAGACACAAACUCUGAAGAAACUACAGUAAUAUUUGAACAACUACAUUCUUUUGUGGUAGAUGAUGAUGGGUUUAUUGAAGACAAAUAUAUAGAUACUCACGAAUUACGUGAAGAAAAUUAAUUUCUUUCAAUGUCUGAUUUUUUAAAAAAUGUUACCAGCUCACUCACAUUUUAGGCAUGGAAAUUUUGAUCAAUGAUAUACUGAACUAUGGCCAGUAGACCAUCAUAUUAAUUGCAACACAUAAAUAUCAUAAAAUUACACUCCUCUCAUUGACUUUGUGCAAGUAGGUCCAAAUACAGUAACUGCCACUCCUUGGUACCUAACAGUUAAAAUACUAGCAUUACUAUUAUCAGCAGUAUAUAUGAGACCCAAAAUAAUAGUAGGAAAAAAAUCUACAUUAUUCCUUAAUUAAAGUGAACAGAUUCUCAUAUUAGCCAGAUAUUUGAUGUAACACCUAUUAAAGUUUUACUGAUUGGAAUCAAUAAAGAAAUAAAGAUUUUGGAAUUUUAUCAUAAGCUGAAGUGAAGAAAAGAGAUAGCUUAAACUGACAACACAUUAAGAUUGAUUUUAUGCCCACAGAAUGAAUUCAUGAAAUUGGAAAAUGCUUUUUAAAUCUUUUUAAAUGCUUCCUGAAUUGGCACAACAAAUUUCUGAAAAUUUAGCAGCAAUUUAAAGCACAGGCACAACGUCUGGGCACAAUCUCUUUAUUUCAGUUAUGGAGAAAGAUUGUCAUCAAAAUGACUGUUGCAACUGAAUAAUACAGUAACUUCCAAAGUGGAAAUUAUCUAUGCAUCUUGUUUUAAAAAAUACCUAUUCUGCUCCUUUGGAGGACAUUUUUAUUCAAGUGAUUCUGUUCUGGAGCUAAGGAAUCUUCAGUUGGCCUAUGGUUAGUUCUUUGGGAUGCUGUAGGCAGAGCAAUGUUUCCAAACUUGUUUUCUAGAACAUUAACUUCCAGACAUUCAGAAGUAUUUACAGGAUGGAGGAUUAAAAGGUAAAUGGUCAAAGUAAAAGUUGCUCAGUUGUGUCCAACUCUUUGCGACCCAUGGACUAUGCUGUCCAUAGAACUCUCCAGGCCAGAAUACUGAAGUGGGUAGCCGUUCCUUCUCCAGGGGAUCUUCCCAACCCAGGGAUCGAACCCAGGUCUCCCUCAUUGCAGGUGGAAACUACUAUAGAAUUAUGAGAAAAUACUGGGUUUAAACAAAGUCAAACAAGCUUCUUCACUAUAGGACUUAUAGUAAGGAAGACUUCUUUGCUAUCCAAGACUUUACUAAGCUAAACUGCUUUCUGCUCUUCAAGAGCAUAAUAUUAAGAAUUUGCCAGAUUUCCUGACAACAAAACCUUUUCUCUGAUGCAUAGCUACUAACAGAUCAUAGCACAAUAAUAGUCCAAAGAAAACUGGCUUUGAAACUAUUACAAGAAAAGUCUAAAGUGAAUUAUUUGCUAAUUCUUUAUCAUCAACUGGCUACAAUCAUAAUUUUAACAAGUUAACGUAAAUAGUAGCACUAAAAACUGUAAAAAAAAUUCCAUCAUUUUUACUUUUCAUAUGUGGGGUAAUUUAGUAUACAGUAUUUUAUCUAUAUAUAUUAGAAAAAAAUUUCUAAAACACUGAAAUAUAUUUACAGAUUAAAUAAUAUGAUGUUUUAGAUUUUCUUCAUUAUACAAGGAAGAAAACAGCAUCCAGUGGUGUAGAUGGAGCAGGGUUGGAUAAAAGUUGAUGGAGAUGGGUGCUUAGGAGUAUGCUAUUUUAUUUUUGUGUAUGUUCAAAUUUCUCUAUAACAUAAAGUUUCAAAAAUGUGUAUAACUGAUAGUUGCUUAGAAAAAAGAGACUAAAAAUAAUGUAGAUGUAUAUUAUUUUCUAACAAUAGUCAUUUUUAAGGUUAUAUAAAUAGUAAAUUCAGUUCAAAUGUCUACCAAGGAAAAUAAAAAUUGUUUAGGAUGAUAUACUCUGUGAAAUAAAAUAACUGACUCAUUUAUAAUGCAUAUUUGCUUGUAUUUAUAGGAACAUGUUUUCAAUAAAGGAUAUAAAUGUUUUAAGUGUAGUAUUUCCUAAUAGAUAACAUAAAUUAUAUAAAUGUUAUAAUUUUAAAUCUCAAUUAUAGGAGUUAGAUAACUAUAUAAACAUAAGGCAUCUUUUUCUACAUAACCUAUCAUUUUACAGAAUGUUAUUUCCCAAUUUAAGAGGCAAAUGUUCAUAUUUUAUAAAUAUAGUAAAAAUGAAAUAGAACUAUGAAAAAUAGCAAAGACUACAACAAAUCUCUUAUAUUCAAAAGACUCUUAUAAUUAUGUAUAUUUUUCAAAGAUAAAUGAUUUUGGCUAAUACAAAACUAAAAAAGUAUAGACAUUAGAAAUGGAAGAAAAUCAUUAGUUCAAGCAGGUGUGCGAAAAUGAAUUAAAGCCAGAUACCAUAGUAACAUAUUGAGCCUAUAUACUAUAACCACCUUAUUAUAAGUAGGUGUUCCAUAAUAAAACAUAGCGUCCCAUGCCACAGUAAAUGGUGGCACUAAAGGAGAAGAGAAAGAAAACAUAGGUUUUUUAUACCUGUUUUCUCAAGGUAUGGCAUUUCCUGCUCCCUUUAAAUGUACAGGAUAACACAAGGUAUAUUCUUGCAUUAUUAAGAUGUCGACCAUCCGAUUAACACAUGAAAUAAAUCUAUCCCCCUUGUAUAUAAAAAAAUAAACUUUAUAAAAAUAAUUUUUAUUCAAUUUAAAAUUCCUCUUAAAGGGUCAGGUGACCCUAUCUCACUCAGUCUUAGUUACAAACUACAGAUAUUAAGUUUCGAAACUGUAACAUUUUCAGGAGAAAGUACCAUAUUUUAAGAACAUUUUCCUUAAUCAAAGAACCUAAUAGACAUAGAAAUCUACAUCAUCAUUAACUUUAUAACCUGUGAGUUAUCUUUUCGGAUAAAAUAUCUAUAAAACACAUACAUGUAACGUUUACAAAUCUGACCAGUGCAUCACAUAGGUUUGUACAUAAAUGCGAAAAUAAAUGAGGACUAAAUGUUCUAAUGCUCUCUUGGAGUUGAAGCUUCAAUACUUUGGCCACCUGAUGUGAAGAACUGACUCACUAGAAAAGAC